Molecule: messenger RNA, 4795 nt
Organism: Formica exsecta
Lineage: Eukaryota; Metazoa; Arthropoda; Insecta; Hymenoptera; Formicidae
Gene: Eps-15
Product: epidermal growth factor receptor substrate 15-like 1
Exons: 14
Coding region: 285-3410 (1041 amino acids)
Biological process (GO): endocytosis; endosomal transport
Cellular component (GO): clathrin coat of coated pit; plasma membrane; cytoplasm
Molecular function (GO): cadherin binding; calcium ion binding
Source: RefSeq, a predicted model, not a curated record
UGUAGACCGGCACUUAUAGUAGGCGGGUACAGUGUAAAAAUUCUUUUGGACAAAUAGAAAUUUUUAAUGUGUAUAUUAUAAAGAAUUUCCAUGAUAAUUUUCUCUUCGUCCGUCACAUGCGAUCGUCAGUUACGAGUCCAUGAUAAGGAGGUGUGAUAAUAAUAAUAAUUCGAAAUAUCAAUGAUAUUAAAAUACAUCCGUCGUGUGACAUGCUUAACGAAAUAGUUAAAAUCAUAUGCUAUCGAUUGAGAGUCUGAUUGGUUAAGCCAGUAUUUAAUGCAAGCAUGGCCGCCCUGCCGUCACCUACGCAGGUGGCUGGAAGCCAUAGUGCGAUCUAUGAAGCUUAUUAUAAUCAGAUUGAUCCAAAUGGAUAUGGACAAAUUGAAGCAAUGGAUGCUGCAAGAUUUCUUAAGAAAUCCCAGCUGAGUGAUGUUAUUCUAAGUAAAAUAUGGGAUAUGGCUGAUCCACAAUCACGUGGUUUCUUAGAUAAGUCUGGGCUCUUUGUCGCUUUGAAACUAUGUGCAUUAGCUCAGACAGGAAAGGAUUUAAAUAUGUCUAAUUUGGGUCUUGAAUUGCCACCACCAAAAAUGGGAGAUAUACCAGUUAUUCCACAGAAGACUAUUACUAAUGCUCUGCCAGUAAUAACAUCUAUUAACAAUGGAGAUUGGUCAAUUAAUCCUACAGAGCGAGCAAAAUAUGAUCAACUUUUUGAUAGCUUACAGCCAUCCAAUGGAUAUAUAUCUGGAAAUAAAGUAAAAGGUGUUCUUAUGGAUAGCAAACUUCCUUUAGAUACUCUUGGAAAAAUUUGGGAUUUAGCGGAUAUGGAUAAGGAUGGUAUGCUGGAUAGGCAUGAAUUUGUAGUUGCCAUGCAUCUUGUAUAUAAAGCACUGGAAAAAUAUGCGAUACCAAAUGUACUUCCACCAGAAUUAAUGCCACUUGGUAAAAGAAAAGAUAUAAUUCCUAAGGCUAAAUCUCCUAUACCAAUGAGCAUAGUAGCAGCAGCAUCACCAUCAUCGCAACCACCACCAAUUCCACCUUUGCCAAAUACGACGGCUGUAAAGAGCUUGACUGGAUUAGAUGUUGUAAAAACAGGCAUGCAACAAUGGGUCGUUUCUACUGAGGAUCAAAUAAUUGCGGAGAAACUGUUUUCACAAGCUGACAUGGAUAGGGAUGGAUUUGUCUCUGGUACAGAAAUCAAAGAUGUCUUCCUACAAAGUGGACUUCCGCAUACUAUAUUAGCACAUAUAUGGAGUUUAUGUGAUACUUGUCAAAAUGGUAAACUGAACAAGGAACAAUUUGCCUUAGCUAUGUGGUUCAUUAAGCAAAAGCUCAAUGGCAUAGACCCUCCAGCAAGUUUAACUUCUGAGAUGAUACCACCUUCUAUGAGAAAAGUUGGAGAAACUAUUGUGGAAAACAAUAACAUAUCAGGUUAUUCAAAUCCAGAACUAGAUAUGAUAAGUAAAGACAUAGCAGAGCUUGUUCGUGAAAGACAAAACAUGGAACAGGAUAUAGCGCAAAAGGAAGCAGAUAUUAAAAUAAAAAACGGAGAAAUUAAGAGCCUUCAAAGUGAAUUGGACACACUAGCGGCAACCUUGAAACAGCUCGGGAAUCAAAAGGGUGAGGCGCAGAAGAGAUUAAAUGACUUAAAAGCGCAGAAGGCUGAAGUAGAUAGAGAUUUGUGUGAAAUCGAAGAGAAGAUACAGGAAGAACUGAAAAAGGUCGAUAAACUUCGUCAACAAGCUGAAGAACAGGAGUCAGUUUUAAGAAUUCAAGAGGAGGAACUGAAUCUUAAAAGACAAGAACUCGAAGGACUGCGACAAGAAGAACAGCAAUUGGAACAACAACAAAAUAAAAACAGGGACCAACUUAACGAGCUCACGAAAAAAUUACAAGAUACUCAAUUAGAAAUCUGUCAAGCAAAAGCAAAGAUCACACAUCUGCAAGAACAGCAACGUCAAAUGAGCGAUGUCAUUGCGCUUUACGAUUCUGCACUUGCCGCGGGAAAUGCUGAUCUUGUACCUGAUACUAGUCUACGAUUUAUACCCGAGAUCGAAGAUAUAGAAUACGAAACAACAAAAAAUACAGAACAAACAAAGGAAGCAAAAGCGGAUACUUUUUCUGAUGUAACCGGAACUGCUACUUUAGAUGGAUUUGGAGAACAAGAUCUUUUUGCAACGAAUAAAGCCAAAGAAGCAUUUAGUACACCAGUGUCUGAUCCAUUUGGAAAUGCGUUCUCUACACAGCCAUCUAAUGGUAAUUUUACAACAGAUCCUUUUACUGCGUUUGACAAUACCGGUACAGCAACAAAACAAGAUCCUUUUGAUCCGUUUGAUAAUGGAAAGCAAGCCGAAAACAAAACAUCUACAAUUAUGACAUCGAACACGAAGGAUCCAUUCGGUGAUGAUCCUUUUGCAAAUCUUCACGCUCCACCGCGUCCUGAAAGCCCUAGUCCUGCUCUUCCACCAAAAAAGGCGAAGCAACCACCUCCGAGACCAGCUCCACCACGACCGAGUCAAGGUCCUACUGGUCCAUUAAGAGCAGCACCGGCUCCGCCAACGCCUUCGCCCACACCGGAUCCAUUCGCGAAUGCAAAUUCGGAUCCAUUUAGUGUUCAGCAAACGACGAUCGAUAACAAUAAUAGUUUCACAUCUUCGACUGGAUUUGCUGAUUUCACCAAUUUUGAUUCUAAGCCAGAACCAGCGCCUAAUCGGACUGCACCAUCGAGACCGACAAAUAAAACGCACGUAGUAUCGGGGCAACUGAAGCUCUCAGAUUUCACGGAGGAUCCUUUCCGGGACUAUCGUUAUGAGGACCCCUUCAAUAUAACGGACCCGUUUGCCGAUGAGACAGAGGACUUGAAUGCGAAUAAGAGCAGCGGGAUAGACAAAAUGGAUCUUUUCGACUUCGGGACAUCAUCUGCUUUUUUGGAUAAAAAUGCAUCGGUUAAAGCCUUUGAUAAUGAUUUCACGAGCACUUUUCCGCACGUUAAAACAAAAGUCGAGAAGAGCAGUAUGAAUAAAUUUGAUGUCGACUUCGGAAAAGCAUUCUCUGCCGAUAACAGAAACAUUAGAGGCAUCGAAAAUGACUCAUUUACCAAAGUCAAGACGAGAACAAUCGAUCUCGAUGACGCAUUUUCGGUUAAAAAUGCGAAAACUAUCACGAGGCACGAAUUAGACAUAGCCCAGACUUCGAAGUAUAAUAUUUAUAACGACGAGAAGCUCGCGAAUAAUUUUGGCAAGAUGUGGAACGGUAAUAACGUAACUAACUUGUCGGAAGAGGAGCAAUUAGCUUGGGCGGAGAAACAAAGUAUAAAAACGGAAGAAGAAAGGCUUAGACUUAAAGAAAAGGAAGACGCCGAAUUAGCUCUAGCUAUCGAACUGAGUCGACAAGGAAAAUCGGAAAAUGUUUGAAAUCUAAUCGAUACGCUAUUUCUUUGUAUUGGUAUCACCAUAAAAAUUCGUUAAAUUGCAUGAUAAAACUUUACAUCUCUCGUAAUAAAAACAUUGUUUAAGCUUGCACUGUCGUGUAUUAACACUACAUAUAGAAGCGAAAUGUAGAUGCAUUAUCAUGACAAUAACGUCGAAUACAAACAUUCAAAAUUAUCCAAAAGAAGAAGAGAAGUUAUUGUGGAUAUUACUAUAGUGUGUUUUUGAUUUUGAAGUAUAAUUCAUUAAAAUCUUCCAAUAUUUUCAAAAGUAAUCAUUCACAAAAUCUAUAGAUUUAUUUUGUUUUUUUGAUUUUUUAUUUUUCAUUCCCUUUUCUUUUAAUUUCAACAAUAAUCUAUGAUUUACAUUACAAGCUUUAUUUAACGUUUGUUGUGAACACUAUUGAUUCAAGUGCGCGUUAUGCUGUUAUAUAUAUAUUAAAAUCACAAUUAUAGCUACAUGAACGAUAAUAGAUAAUAUAAUAGAUAUUAUAAUAAAUAAAGUAUAAUAUAUAGGGAAUUUAUGUUGUACAAGUUAUUCAAUUAUAGAUAAACGGUAAUAUAAUAUCAUUAAAUGCGCAUUAUCAAUAUGUAAACAUCUAUAUAAUAAUCGAAAAUGUAUAUUAUAAGAUUUUGAACAAUAUUCAUUGCUGAUUACACAAUCAUUUGCAUAUGAACAAUUAGGCCACUUUACCACAAUACCAGUUGUAACUUUGUGUAAAAAAAAAGAAAAAAAAAAGAUGAAUAAGUAAAUAUACAUUGUCGAUAAAUAAAAUAUCAAAGUAAUGUUUGCGACAAUGCCGUCUAUUCAAUUUUCAAUUUUCUAGGAUAUAAGUUCCAAAGAAUAUAGUGUUCAAACGUGUGUUCUGUGUGCUUGGCGAAACGGGCUUUAUUUGAUAAAACUUGGAAACCAAACACAAAAAAUAAUGUCUAUCUCAACUAUGUUGUAGUAUCAUAAUUUCGACAACGACGUUAUAUUUUAUAUAUGAUGUGUAUAUAUUAUCAUUACGAUACAUUAAAUCGCGAUAAUUCUUAUUAUGUAAGUUUCUAUUAUGUCAUAAUUGUUUAGUUAUAAGAUAGUAUAUACACUGUAUAUGCAAGGAUGUAUUCUAUUAUAAGAUAUCAUUAAUAAUACCAGUGCAAAAGCAAACUUACGUCAAUAUACCAAUAUUACGUGAGUCUUUAUUCAGGUUCGCAUAUAUUUGUUAUGUGUUUUUAUUUUUAUUCCAUCUUUGUAGCUGUUAUAACAUAUAUAUGUAUGUGUGUAUAUGAGUAUGCGUAUUUACUAUAGAUACUCGUUACUUAUACUAUAUAUAUAUACAAUAUUAUAAGUUCGCAUUAAGAUUUCACCAAAAUAAAUGUAUAAUACUU